AUGACGAUGAAUGCGACAAGCGCCGAUCAGGCUCCAGCUCAGACACAGAAUGCGGCUGCAGCUCCAGCGGUUACCCCAGUUUCUGAGCAGCAACGACAAAUACAAACACAACUACAACAACAACAGCAGCAGCAGCAGCAGCAACAAAAGAAAACUGCUUCAUCCGAGAACGAAUCCCGGAAACGAACGCCGGCCAUGACGCGUGACCGACACAAUCAGCAGUCGCUAGGCGCAUCACUCAAUACCUCUGUCAAGCAGGCUCGUGUGCUCAUGGUUGGUGCUGGCGGAAUUGGAUGCGAGUUGCUCAAGAACCUGGUCCUCACAGGCUUUGGCGAAAUACAUAUUGUAGACCUCGAUACCAUCGACCUUUCGAACUUGAACCGGCAGUUUCUUUUCCGUCACGAACACAUAAAAAAAUCCAAGGCUUUAGUGGCCAAGGAGGCAGCAGAACGGUUUAAUCCCAAUGUCAAAAUUGUCGCACACCAUGGCAAUAUAAAGGAUGAUGAAUUCACUGUGGCCUGGUUCCAACAAUUCCGCAUUGCUUUCAAUGCUCUGGAUAACCUCGAAGCGCGCAGGCACGUCAAUAAGAUGUGCCUGGCAGCUGAUGUACCCUUGAUCGAGAGUGGCACCACCGGAUUCAAUGGCCAGGUGCAGGUUAUCAAAAAAGGCGUUACUGCAUGCUACGACUGUACUCCCAAGGAAGCACCCAAGUCUUUUCCUGUGUGUACAAUUCGAAGCACCCCUAGUCAACCCAUCCACUGCAUUGUCUGGGGCAAAAGUUAUUUGCUCAACGAGAUCUUUGGCACAAGUGAAGAUCAGGCUGCGUUUGACCACUCAACUGAUGCCGACAAUGCCAAAGAGAUUGAAGAGUUGAAGAAAGAAUCUGAAGCUCUCAAGAUGAUUCGGGAUGCUACUGGCACGUCCAAGUUCCCUCAGAUGCUAUUUGAUAAGGUGUUCAACGCCGACAUUGAGCGACUACGUUCCGUGGAGGGGAUGUGGACAUCCCGGCGAGCUCCUGAGCCUCUUCAAUAUCAGACCAUUCUCGCACAGGCUGGCGAGGCUAUCGCCAACAAAGACAAGAUUCUGAAUGACGAUCAGCGGGUUUGGUCCCUGCAAGAGAGUCUAGCUGUCUUCAAUGACAGUCUUGACCGACUAAGCAAGCGAAUUCUUGAACUCAAGAAGAACAAAAAACCUGAAGACUCCGACCCCACAAUCACAUUUGACAAGGAUGAUAUUGAUACCCUUGACUUUGUGACAGCAAGUGCCAAUAUUCGCUCAACAAUUUUUGGAAUUGACAGGAAGUCUCGGUUCGAUACCAAACAGAUGGCAGGCAACAUUAUUCCAGCGAUUGCCACAACCAACGCAAUCGUCGCUGGUCUCUGUGUUCUUCAGUCCUUCAAAGUCUUGAAGGGCGAGUAUGCACAGUCCAAGGAGGUCUUCCUGACCCCCUUUGCCCCAGCUCGACUUCUGGCCCCUGAUAGGUCCAGAGAGCCAAAUCCCGAAUGCCCCGUAUGUAGUGUUUACUUCACAAGUAUUGUUGCAGACUUGUCUCGGGCGACUCUCAAGGAUCUCAUUGAUGACAUCGUCUUGUCAAAGCUGGGAUUUGAAGGCAAGGAGUUUGUCGUGAACAAUGACAUAGGAACCUUGGUUGAAUGUUUUGAAGACGGCGACGACGAGAAUCUACCCAAAAAGCUGACUGAUCUCGGUAUCAAGAAGGACUCGUUCUUAACUGUCAUCGACCAGGACGACGAAGACACGCUCGUCAAUGUGGUUAUCAAUGUCCGAGAAGGUACAUUGAAAGAAGACGAGAAACCAGUCAAGGCUACAUUCGCGGAUGUCCCUGAGAUUCCACGUCGACCAAAGAAGCUCCAGCCAGUCUCCGCGAAUGGCAAUGGGAAACUCAACGAUGAGCAGGCCGUUAGUGCCGAGCCGAAGGGUAUCAAGAGACCGCAUGGAGAGGACGCUGAACCACCUCUCAAGAAACUCAAGAUCACCGAAUCCGGAACCGAUGUUGUAGACGUGGACGAAGUCCAAAGUCAUGCCGGCGGCGGCGCUAUCGUCAUUGACGAUUGA
This is a messenger RNA of Fusarium proliferatum ET1, 2073 nucleotides long. RefSeq names its product related to ubiquitin-activating enzyme homolog UBA2. Gene Ontology annotation, cellular component: SUMO activating enzyme complex; cytoplasm. The transcript has 7 exons. Gene Ontology annotation, biological process: protein sumoylation. Lineage: Eukaryota; Fungi; Ascomycota; Sordariomycetes; Hypocreales; Nectriaceae. The record is from RefSeq and is a predicted model, not a curated record. The coding region runs from base 1 to 2073 and encodes 690 amino acids. Gene Ontology annotation, molecular function: SUMO activating enzyme activity.